AAUACCAUAAAAAACGCGAUCGAUUAUCUACAUGUAUUAUUUGCAUGCACAUUAUCAAAGCCACCGCAUGCUAGCACUGCCAUCGCAACCUAAUCCCUCACAACAGUUUGAUUGCCCAAGUUUCUAGAGCCAUCUUAUAAACCUACAACAUAAUUAACUUACAACUAAUAUCCAACUAACCAAGACUACUCUUGAAACUUUACACUCCCAAAGGUCAAUCGUACUUCACCCAAAAGAAAUGAUAAGGUCAUUGUUUCAGCAGCACUUAUUUACUUCUGUUGUAGUCAUGUUUGUACCUAAUCCUACCAGCUACGCCAAAAUCGAACGGACCCUCACUACGGACUUUUGUGGUGAUGUUUCCCCACAAUCUACAUCCAACUACUAGAAACAACACUACAGAGUUCAACUUUGGCUUUGACUUUUAUUAAGUUGGUUUGUUUACAAAAAAGUAAGGCUACCGGAACGUUCGUAGGAAAAAUCUACACACGUCAAAACGUCUACGACUGUGGAACCUUUGUCACAAACUCGGUACUCAAACGAAAUUCAUUUGAUUUUAGAUAUAAUUCGGAACAGUACUUACGGCACGUGUUUAAAAAUUUAAUUGUUUAGAACAUUUUAAGCUUUACUAUUGAAAGAAAUCACAUAUUUAUCAGUUUUUAGAAGUACUUGCAUCACACAGGUGUAGCAAGUUCUAAAUUAUUGAAAAACGAACGUCAUGACAUUGACAUUUGUCACACGUGUACAGAAAUUCAAUUAUUUUAACCAUUUAUGAGAUUAAAAACUUUUACUAUAAAUAAAGGUCACGUGGUUUGUCAAUUUUUGAAAGUACGAAGCGUAUUUUAGUCACACAGGUAGAAAAUGAACUGCAUAUUCUUCACAUUUGUCACGAUUUUUUUUAAAGUACUUAACCAAAUUGUCAAAAAUUAACGUCAUACUUUUGACAUUUAUAGCACGUGUUCAAAAAUUAAUAUUUCUGUCAUUUUAAAACUUGUCAAGGACGAAGCGUACGUCUUCAAAAAUUUGAUUAUUUUAAAUGUUUAUUGCAUUUUAAAACUUUUGUCAAUUUUUUAAAAUCCGAAGAGUAGGUACUACAAAUUAUCAAAAAAUUAACUUCAUACUUUUGAGAUUUGUCAUACGUGUCCAAAAAUGGUUUUAUUUUAAAUCGUUUAAUAUUGCCAACAAAUAGACUUGUCAUUUCGCUUUCAUGGAUGUCUAGAUUAUAAAUUUUUGUCACGGUGACAAUUUCUUUUGGAAAAUUGUACAAAUUGUGGGUCACGUGUUUACAAAAACAUUGCCAGAACGUGGAAAAGGGUGUUGAUACGCGAAAAACGCCAUUCGGACAUGGCGCCGUAAUAAAAUUUCGUGCUUACUAUGCAGUUGUCAAAACAGUACCUGAAAUUAGAAUAGUUGUUUUAUUUUAGUCUAAUUAUAACACAAUGAUGUACAGCGUACACAAAAUGAGAUUUUUUUGUUAAUUUUAGCCCUCCCAGAUGUCGUUUUCCUGUUGACAUUUUUGCAUUUUUCUAAUUCAAAAAAAAAACAUAAUGAACAAAGUCAAAAAACACGUGUGCGUAAGUAUAAAAACGUAAAAAGGCCUUCACAAAUUAAAUAAAACGUUAAUACCUCUUUCAGAAAUUGGGAAGGUUUCAAGUAUUUUUAUGUGACCCGUUCGGUUGUUUGUGCGAGUUUGGUUCCGCACUACAAUAAAAGCACUCCAAAAAUCGGAUUAAAAAAAGUCAAAUUGCAUCAAAGUGACAACUGCUUGAUACUGUCGGUGACAAAAAAUAAUCGAUUUAAUUAAAGCCCAAGUGACAGUUGUGAUAAUCGAAAAUUAGUGCAGAGUUUGUGACAUAUUCGCGGCUUAAAUUAUUCAACUGCCAAAUAUAUUAACUAAAAAUAAAACUCAGAUCGGUACAAUUUUAAUUUUGUGCCUUUGCCAAACAGUAGUGACGUAAUCGGUUCAAGUUGGAAGAAAUAAAGUUGAUAUCCCUACAACUGCCCGGGAACUUCGGAUUUCGAUGGAUGUCGAAACACGAGACAUCUGCUUUGCUAACGAAACUAUCAAACCCGACUUAAGUUACGAACAUGACUUAGCCAUACAAGAAUUCUUAAGCACGCUUUGCGUAACCAUAUUAAACAAUAUUUUGUUACCGUUCGUGUAUUUUGUCUGCUACAACUUGAUUCUUAUCAUCAAUGACGAUGACUACGAGGCUUGUAAAAGGGAAGAAACGGAAAAAGAAUCACCUAUGCCUUUGCACAGAAAAUACAUAUCCAAAUCGUGUUCGCCCUUUUACUACACGCCAUCGAAAAAUGUAGAAGAAAUGAAUGAAGACGACUUACACCGAAUUGUCGAAAGCGAAAAUAACUGUACUUCGUCCCAAGAAGACCCCAAAAGUUACGAUGUAGGUGGCUACAUGCCUAUCUCAGAACGAGAUAUUUUAGGUGAUAAAUACGAAGUUUGUCGAAAAUUAGGAUACGGACAAUUUUCUACCGUUUGGCUUUGCCAAAAUAAAAUAACCACUGACUACGUCGCAAUUAAAGUGUCUAAGUCUCAGUCAAAACUAAGUGCGUUAGCCAAAGACGAAAUAAAAUUGUUAGAAAGUACGAAUUCAACAAAUCGUGAUCACUCCGGUUUUAGGAACAUAGUACAAAUGUUUGACUAUUUUUGUUGUCAAAGUAUUAAUGGCAAUCACACUGCCAUUGUUCUAGAAGUAAUGGGACCAUCAUUACUACAUUUAAUUAAGCAGAGCGAAUACAGGGGCAUACAAAUCCCCGGCGUCCGAAGAAUAAUAAAACAGGUUCUUCAAGGUCUAGAGUACCUUCACGACGAAUGCGGUAUUAUCCACACUGACUUGAAACCCGAGAACAUUCUAAUUAAGGCUAAGGAACCCUACAUUCGCCAGAUGGUUAACACCGCAAAAAAGUUCAAUGAACUAGGAAUCGCCCUCCCUAAAACUUACGUGACGUCAGAUCGUUGGAACAACUUGCAAAGUUACGGGAAAGACGACGACUCGUACGAGGAAGUCCAACUUUUCCGGACAAAGUCCUAUCCUGAGGAUCCCUUUCUGUCGGAACUCGUUAGUUUUCGGAAGAAACAUUCUGAGCCUAAGUUGAAGGGACCAAUGUGGAUCGAUGCCAAUAUUGAAGUUAAGAUCGGAGAUAUGGGGAACGCUACCUGGGUUAAUAACAAAUACAAUUCGACUAUUCAAACUCGGCAAUAUCGUGCGUUGGAGGUGAUCUUGGACGCUGGGUAUGAUUGCCCUGCUGAUAUCUGGUCGGUUGGGUGUUUAGCGUUUGAGUUGGCUACCGGCGAAUUCCUGUUUUACCCGAAAUUGUACGGCAAUUUCUCUCUGGACGUGGACCACAUUACUUUAAUAUGGGAAGUCCUAGGAGGGAUCCCCAAGUAUAUAACGAAGAGGGGGUCAAAAGCUGAUCUCUUUUUUUCUAACGGUAAAUUGAGACAUAUAGAAGAAAAGCAGCUUAGGAUUUGGAAGAUUGAAGAUGUUCUUGUUGAUAAAUACAAGUGGAAGCGUCUAGAUGCCAUACCAUUUGCUGGCUUUAUAGAAUAUUUAAUCGAACCUGACCCAAGUUUGAGAUAUACUGCUUCAGCGGCACUCAGCUCCGAAUGGAUUAAUGAAUAAAGAAUUAUUCCAAUCAUGUAUCUUUACUGUUAGAAGACUGAUCAUUUUCGUUCAAAUUGUGUUUCCAAUUUUGUUGUAAUCUGUGAUUUCUAAUAAAAAACAUAAAACCAC
This is a messenger RNA of Zophobas morio, 3752 nucleotides long. Its product is annotated as SRSF protein kinase 3-like. Gene Ontology annotation, molecular function: protein serine/threonine kinase activity; ATP binding. Gene Ontology annotation, biological process: peptidyl-serine phosphorylation; spliceosomal complex assembly; regulation of mRNA processing. The record is from RefSeq and is a predicted model, not a curated record. NCBI's taxonomy places the organism in Eukaryota, Metazoa, Arthropoda, Insecta, Coleoptera, Tenebrionidae. The transcript has 6 exons. Gene Ontology annotation, cellular component: nucleus; cytoplasm. The coding region runs from base 2019 to 3641 and encodes 540 amino acids.